ACGUCAUAGUAUGACAGCGAAGUCCUCAUCGCGUGGCAACAACAAAAUGUGGUUUUAAAGCAGUUAAACUUAUAGAGACAGCUCCGAUAAAACGGGAAAACUAUCACCAAACUCACAACUUACAAAACGUCUUCGACAAGAUGAAUAGAUCCGACAUCACUACUGCAAAGAAAAGACGCGGUGACGUCGAGCGCACGAGAGGUCACGUGCGCACCUCGCGGUCCUCCCUCUCCUACGUGUUCCCGCGGAACGGAGGCAGCUCGACUGACCGACCAGGUAAGAUAUACACCAACUACGAGACCGUCAGUGAGGAUGUGAACACAGACGCCAGCGAAUGCGUCCUAGGCUCAGAUCGAGCUGUGAAUCGCAUAAAAGACAAUGUCACGAAGAAGAAACCAAUGGACGGUCAUCGCAAAAGAACGGGGCCUGAUCGACAGCAAGGAGAAUAUGUUGCACAGAAGAAAGGUGCAAGCAAUAGUCCGGAUCUGGAUCACAGCGGCCUUGUCAAUGCAAACACUAACGAGUUCGUUUGCAGUGACCCGAUGAUGUCCCCGGUCGCCGUGUUGCCUACCGGUGCCGUCUACUCCGCUAGUGAUCUCGAUCUGGCUGAGAAUCCUCCUGGUGCCAAACUUUACAGCCCAGAAUUAGGACAAGAAAUGAAUGAAGCCAUUGAAAGUCAGUCUGUCGGCGUGUAUUCCAACGGACACAUCGAAUCUCACGUAGAGAUGCAAUCGAGAAAAAAUAAGGUAUCUAAUAGGUUUAUAGAUAUGGAGAUUGGAUAUGACAGGAAUAACCAACCAGCAAACAGUAUCCGGGAGAGAUAUGGCAGAUACAAAAACAAGGCGGCGAUGCCUCCGUCAAUGUGUGAACGAUCAGACACCCCAAUUUCAUACAAACCCGGAACUGAGCCGCCGGCGCGUGUCUCCAUCGCCGAAGGGUUAUCUAAAACCGCCGCCAAACUGGCUGCAAUGGCGAAGAAGCAAAUCAAGCGAUCCGACACAAUAAAAUUCCAGCCAUCCGAAUUGCCAUACUUAGGCCAGUUUAUUGUCGUGAAUGCUGCCAAGCGCUCUUUUGAUUUUUCUACGUUGACGCACGUGCCGGAAGCGCAUCCUGUCAUGCGGAUCCGCAAUCCGCUGUUCCAAGGACAACGGCAUCAACGAUUGCCGCGAUUCGAUCACGUGCUGCUCAGUUACUCCUCAGGAAGUUCCCAUGGAAUGAAUGCACGUGACUUUUGACACGCCUUAAUAUAUGUGUAUACCGGUAUGCAUAUUUUUGGUUAAAAAUAUAAAUUGUUUUGCACUAUUUUCAGUCUGUAUGAGUCAAGAAUGGAAAGCGAGUGUUCUAUUAUUGUUGUACACUUUUAUAAUAUUGUUAUACUAUUUAACACGAUAUUAAUUUUCUAAAUGAAAUUUUAUUAAAACAUAGCUCUAUGCGCAUACAA
Molecule: messenger RNA, 1441 nt
Organism: Dreissena polymorpha
Lineage: Eukaryota; Metazoa; Mollusca; Bivalvia; Myida; Dreissenidae
Exons: 2
Coding region: 141-1235 (364 amino acids)
Source: RefSeq, a predicted model, not a curated record